Molecule: messenger RNA, 2796 nt
Organism: Aspergillus tanneri
Lineage: Eukaryota; Fungi; Ascomycota; Eurotiomycetes; Eurotiales; Aspergillaceae
Exons: 6
Coding region: 1-2796 (931 amino acids)
Molecular function (GO): protein binding
Source: RefSeq, a predicted model, not a curated record
AUGGAACCCCUUUCUGGUGCAGGAAGCGUUAUUGCUGUAAUUCAGUUGGCCAGUUGCAUUGCGAAAAUUUUAGGAGACUAUAUUAACGAUGUCAAAAUUGCCAAGAGAGAUAUUCUCGACCUUCAACAAGAGAUUGAUGGCCUUGCAGGAGUGCUCAGAAAGCUUAACACGCUUCUUGAUAGAUCUAAUAGCGAAAAAUUUAACUCUUCCAAUGCGCUACUCGAUGAUGUCAAGGAAUGCUCUUCAACACUCGAAAUUUUGAAGACGAAGAUCAAUUCAGAAAUGGCGGGGAUAACAAUGAAGAGAUGGGGGCUCCGAGCCCUCAAAUGGCCCCUGAAACGCACGGAGGUAGAUGAGACUAUAAAACGUAUUGAGAGGUACAAGUCAUUGUUCACUUUGGCUUUGCAGCUUGAUCAGACGAGGUCCAUCGACCAUAUUGAAGAGAGAAUUCUUUCAGGCAGAUUACAGACUGCGAAGGGAGCAGCAUUUGAUUCUUAUGAGAAUCAGCAUCAGGAAUGCCUUCCAGGAACCCGAAUCGAACUACUUCGCGAUAUCGAAGAGUGGAUGCAAUUAGCCCAUGGAAAAUGCAUUUUUUGGUUGAAUGGCAUGGCAGGGACUGGCAAAUCAACAAUCUCCCGAACAGUUGCAAGGAUUCUUAAAGAAAAACGGUUACUGGGAGCCAGCUUCUUCUUCAAGCGGGGUGAGGAGGAUCGGUCAAAUGCAAAGAGACUUUUUCCAACACUUAUAGAACAGUUGGUGACCAGCAUACCCCAACUGAUCCCUUACAUCCAAAAGGCAAUUAAGAAUAACAAUAAUAUUUCAGAAAAGGUGCUCAAGGAACAGUUUGAUACGCUACUCCUCCAGCCACUGCUAGAAGUAAAACAGGGUCCAACUGCAACAGUGGCGAUCGUGAUUGACGCACUGGAUGAAUGCGAGCAGGAAGAUGAUAUACGACUUAUUCUCCAACUCCUACCACAAGUCCAGAGGUCAACUUCUGUACGACUCCGGUUCUUAUUGACAAGCAGACCUGAGUUGCCAAUCAGGCUGGGAUUCAAGGACAUUGCCAAUGACUAUCAGCACUUUGUUCUUCAUGAGACUCCCAAGCCUGUUAUUGAACGGGACAUAUCUUUAUUCCUUCAUCACAGGCUUUCGCAAAUUAGACAGGAGUUCUCAAGAAGAGGAAGCGAGAUUCCUCUUGACUGGCCAGGAGAUGAUAACGUUGCGGCUUUGGUUAAGAUGUCGGUCCCGUUGUUUAUCUUCGCCGCCACUGUGUGCCGGAUAUUUGAGGAUCCACAAUGGCACCCUGCAGAUAGCCUAAACGAGAUCCUCUCACAUCAAAGUGACAACUCCAGGCUGGAUGGGACAUAUCUACCUGUCCUGAACCGACUUUUAAUUAACCAGAACGGGCACCUGAUAGAAAGUCAGGACCAAGUCGUUGAGAUUGAUAAGAUUGCAGUCUGUUGUAAAGAGGAGCUCUGGAGCGCAGAACUACAGACUCUUGAGGGACAUUCAGGCACAGUUUGGUCUCUAGCAUUCUCGCCAGAUGGCCAAGUACUAGCAUCAGGCUCUUACGAUAGCACUAUCAAUUUCUGGGAUCCCAUCACAGGCGAAUUGCAGCAAACCAUUAAGGGCCAUUCUGAUUUAGUUCGAUCUCUAGCCUUCUCAGCAGAUGGUAAAGUCCUAGCAUCAUGCUCUGAUGAUAGAACUAUUAAGCUCUGGAAUCCUACUACGGGUGAGCUGCAGCAGACCCUUGAAGGCCAUUUAGAUUCUGUUUGCUCUCUAUCUUUCUCACAAGAUAAACCAGUACUAGCAUCAGGUUCUAAUGAUAAGACCAUCAAGCUCUGGGAUUUCACCACGGGCAAGCUAUGGCAGACCCUCGAGGGUCACUCAAAUUGGGUUAAUUGUCUAGCUUUCUCACCGGAUGGCAAAGUGCUGGCAUCAGGCUCUGAUGAUAGGACUAUCAAACUUUGGAAUACCACGACGGGCGAACUACAGAAAACUCUUGAGGGACAUUCAAAUUGGAUUAACUCUCUAGCCUUCUCACCACAUGGCCAAGUGCUAGCAUCAGGAUCUGCUGAUAGAACCAUUAAGCUCUGGGAUCCCAUCACAGGUAAAGUAAAGCAGAGCCUUACAGGCCAUUCAGAUUCACUUAACUCUCUAGCCUUCUCACGGAAUGGCCGAGUACUAGCAUCGGCCUCUAAUGAUAUGACCAUUAAGCUCUGGGAUACCACGACAGGUUGUCUGCAGCGGACCCUUAAAGGACAUUUAAAUUGGGUUAAUGCUCUAACCUUUUCACCAGAUAGUGAAGUCCUAGCAUCAUGCUCUGCUGAUAGGACUAUUAAACUCUGGGAUACUACCAUGAGCAAACUGCAACAGACCUGGGAGGGUCAUUCAGGUACAGUUUGGUCUCUAGUAUUCUCAUUUGAUGGCCAAAUGUUAGCAUCAGGCUCUGAUGAUAAGAUGAUCAAGCUCUGGGAUCCCACCACGGGCGAGCUGCAGCAGACCCUUAAGGGCCACUCAGAUUGGGUUAAUUGUCUAGCUUUCUCACCAGAUAGCAAAGUGCUGGCAUCAGGAUCUGAUGAUAGGACCAUUAAACUUUGGGAUCCCCUUAUAGGAAAACUGAAACAUACUCUGACUGUUGGGAGAGUGGUCAAUGACCUUGAAUUUUCGAAAGAUAGCCCGCAUUUAAUAACUGAUCUGGGAGCCUUCUGUGCUCAAUAUCAGUAUGCCCGCAAUGCUUCUGAAUUGUCUAAAAUAAGUGUUGAGGUGUCUAUACUUGGGCGUCAAUGGGGGUAG